CGUAAAUCUGUAAUAGUCUAGUCAGUAGGCUCACUGCCACUCACUACUUCACCAGAUAAAAAUCUAUCCAGAAGAAUCAACUCAAACAACCACCCAAUUCUCUUUACUCUGCCAUUGAUUAUCAACUAACUACACUCUUCAUAGUUGCAGAAUGGAGACUCUUUCAAGAGGAAGCUGCCCAGUUUUUAUGAACAUCUUUUUUGCCAGAAAUUCAAAUCAAAGUAAUACAAUAUUGUUUCCCAAAUCAUCUUCACUAAGAAAUCCCACUGCUUCUGUCCUUAAAUCCCCUUCUCAAGCAAGUGAACGUGCUGAUGAAGAUGUUUUGCGAGAAUUUUUCCGGGAUAGACAGUUGAAUGGAGAUAUUAUAACAAAAUACUCUGAUAGAUUUUUUAAGAAAGAGGUAAUGAGAGUCAUUGAUGAUGAAGCUGCUGAUGUAGAUUAUAGCUCUCAACCAAAUACAGAGGCCUUGACUGAUGAGCCUGACGCAGGGUUUCUAAAAUUGACAACAACUCAAGAAUGGUUGAUGGGUGAAACUUCUGCACCAAUCAAUAGGAAGCCAACCAAUAAGGAAAUACAGGACGAUAGGGAAAAAAGAAGGAGGCUCAACUUUCUAAAUUAUGAAGCUCUUAAGAGGGAAUUGCAGUUCAUGACUUUGGGGAUUGGAGCCGCCUGUACUGGGUAUUGCUUAUUCAUAUUCUCAAUCCAGGCAGCAGUGAGUUAUGCUUCAGGAGUUGGAUUUAGUUUCUUGUAUCUACAACUUUUGUACCAGCAUGCAGACAACAUAUCACAGGAUUCAGUUCCACAAAUUUUCCGGCAAAAGAAAACAAAGAAAAUUGGAAUACGAAGUGAGGAUCUGAGAGAUUCACUUGAAAAAUCAGUCAAGGGAAGUGGGAUCGCUCUUUCGUCUCCAAGACUUGUAAUCCCUGCAGCAAUAUAUGGAACAUGGGUCCUGCUUCACCAGAACUUCGCUACUGAUCUCUUUGAUUUCCAGAUUGUGCCUGCUAUGUUGGGAUUAUUUGCUUACAAAGCUGCCGCGCUCGUUCAAGUUUAUAGAGAUAAUGAAGACUUACAAUUCAUCUUUCCAGAUACCGAGGAAAGCUCAGGUGUCUGAAAACUCAUGUCUUGCUUCGAACAUGGAACAUUUUACCUUCCCCAGUUCAGAAAGCUAUUGUUAAUACCGAAACUGACAUUUUGAGGCUGGAACACACUUUUUCUAGGUCAAAAAUUCUGUGUAUGAGUUGGUUUGAUCUGUAUGUAAUGUAGGAUACUAGGAGGCAUAUGAAGUACAGAGAUCCAACUUUCUGCCUUUGUAGGUACUAUAGCAGAUGAUAAUAUAUUUGUUGUACCCUUUCUGUUUGAGCUAUGCCAUUAGUAAGCCAUCCCCUUUACAUUUUC
Molecule: messenger RNA, 1395 nt
Organism: Chenopodium quinoa (quinoa)
Lineage: Eukaryota; Viridiplantae; Streptophyta; Magnoliopsida; Caryophyllales; Amaranthaceae
Exons: 9
Coding region: 152-1111 (319 amino acids)
Source: RefSeq, a predicted model, not a curated record